ACCUUGCAGCCGGCUCUGAAGCGCCGGUUGAGAUCCAGGCUGGGGACUCUUGGGGGCCGGGUGGAGGGCAGGAUUUGUGCUGGAUGCGGCCCCUGCCUCCCCGGACCCCAAAGCUAGGACUUGACCACGCUGCAGCCCCAGUUCGGGCGCACCCGGGCUCUGUAGUCCAGCCCGGAGGCUCUGGACGAUUCUUGGGAAGAGAGGGAUGUAACAGCGCUUGAGGACCACCCCUUCCCCAUGGAGGACCCUGGUACACCAGAACAAAUGCAUCUUUUGUGGUUGGUUUCAUCUUACACGAGAGAAGUCCAGGGAUGAUAUAUUCUUGGGUUGUAUUUAUUCACCUCAGAAUUCAACCGCUUCAGUGCACAAACCCUGACUCUUUGCUUACUGGGACACACAUAACCUCAAUGAAUAUCUGCUGGACAGGUCCUUUCUGGUGACUUUUUGGCUUUUUUUUUUUUUUUUUUUUUUUUUUUUUUUUUUUUUUUUUGGUUUUUUUGUUUUUUUUUUUUUUUUUUUUUUUUUUUUUUUUCCAUGUGUAAGUUAGAGGACAAGUGAGCUGCUUUGGUGAAUAACUUGCUUCUUAGAACAUGGGCCCUCGUUUAAAGUUGCAGCUGUGAACCUCGGCUGUCUGUUGGCGUUGAAGAGACCUGAUGUUUUACGUUAUUGGUGGAAUCACAGUGUCUGUGGUUGCAUUCUUCUUCACAAUUAAGUUCCUCUUUGAGCUUGCCGCACGUGUAGUCAGCUUUCUUCAGAAUGAAGACCGUGAGCGCCGAGGGGACCGGACUAUUUAUGACUACGUGCGGGGAAAUUAUCUGGAUCCCCGGUCCUGCAAAGUGUCCUGGGAUUGGAAGGACCCCUAUGAGGUGGGCCACAGCAUGGCCUUCCGAGUGCAUUUGUUCUAUAAGAAUGGACAGCCUUUCCCUGCACAUCGGCCUGUGGGACUGCGAGUUCACAUCUCUCAUGUCGAACUAGCAGUGGAAAUUCCAGUGACCCAGGAAGUCCUCCAAGAGCCAAAUUCCAACGUGGUAAAGGUGGCCUUUACUGUGCGCAAGGCUGGGCGUUAUGAGAUUACCGUGAAGCUCGGUGGAUUAAAUGUGGCCUAUAGUCCCUACUACAAGAUUUUUCAGCCUGGAAUGGUGGUUCCUUCCAAGACCAAAAUUGUGUGCCAUUUUUCUACUCUUGUGUUGACCUGUGGUCAGCCACACACCCUGCAAAUAGUGCCCCGAGAUGAGUAUGACAACCCAACCAACAAUUCCAUGUCCCUGAGAGAUGAGCAGAACUACAGCUUGUCCAUUCAUGAGCUUGGUGCACAAGAAGAAGAGAAUAAUGAAGUCUCCUUUGAGAAGUCGGUGACAUCCAACAGGCAGACAUGCCAGGUGUUCCUGCGGCUCACCCUCCAUUCUCGAGGUUGCUUCCAUGCCUGCAUCUCAUACCAGAACCAACCCAUCAAUAAUGGCGAAUUUGACAUUAUUGUCCUCAGUGAGAACGAGAAGAGCAUUGUUGAACGCAAUGUGUCCACCUCAGGAGUGAGCAUCUACUUUGAGGCUUACCUUUACAGUCCCAACAACUACACAAGCACACCAUGGCACCUCCCUCCUAUGCACACGAGCUCCUCUCAGCGCCGGCCCUCCACCGCCAUUGAGGAGGACGAUGAAGACUCACCCUCAGAGUGCCAUACCCCUGAGAAGGUGAAGAAGCCCAAGAAGGUGUACUGCUAUGUGUCACCAAAGCAAUUCUCAGUGAAGGAAUUCUACCUGAAAAUCAUCCCCUGGCGCCUCUACACCUUCCGAGUGUGCCCUGGGACAAAGUUUUCAUAUCUUGGCCCUGACCCUGUUCACAAGCUCCUCACACUGGUGGUAGAUGAUGGCAUUCAGCCUCCUGUGGAGCUCAGCUGCAAGGAAAGGAACAUCCUAGCUGCCACUUUCAUCCGUUCCCUGCACAAGAACAUCGGGGGAUCUGAGACCUUUCAAGACAAGGUGAACUUUUUCCAACGAGAGCUUCGGCAGGUACAUAUGAAGAGACCUCAUUCCAAAGUCACCCUGAAGGUCAGCAGACACGCUUUGUUGGAAUCGUCUUUGAAGGCCACUAGGAACUUUUCCAUCUCAGAUUGGAGCAAGAACUUUGAAGUGGUUUUCCAGGAUGAAGAAGCUUUGGAUUGGGGAGGGCCUCGCCGGGAAUGGUUUGAGCUAAUCUGCAAAGCACUGUUUGAUACCACCAGUCAGCUCUUCACCCGGUUCAGUGACACCAACCAAGCACUAGUGCAUCCUAACCCUAACCGUCCGGCUCACCUGCGAUUGAAGAUGUAUGAAUUUGCAGGACGGCUGGUGGGCAAGUGUUUGUAUGAAUCCUCUCUAGGAGGAGCCUACAAGCAAUUGGUCCGUGCCCGUUUCACUCGGUCCUUCCUGGCUCAAAUCAUAGGACUUCGUAUGCAUUACAAGUACUUUGAAACAGAUGACCCAGAAUUCUACAAGUCCAAAGUUUGCUUUAUCCUCAACAAUGACAUGAGUGAGAUGGAGCUGGUCUUUGCAGAAGAAAAAUAUAACAAAUCAGGUCAACUGGAUAAGAUUGUAGAACUCAUGACAGGUGGAGCUCAGACCCCAGUCACCAAUGCAAAUAAAAUCUUCUAUUUAAACUUGCUAGCCCAGUAUCGGCUGGCCAGUCAAGUGAAAGAGGAGGUGGAGCAUUUCCUAAAAGGCUUGAAUGAGUUGGUUCCUGAGAACCUUUUGGCCAUUUUUGAUGAGAAUGAGCUUGAGCUGCUGAUGUGUGGGACUGGAGACAUCAGUGUGUCUGACUUCAAAGCCCAUGCUGUAGUGGUUGGUGGCUCCUGGCAUUUCAGAGAAAAGGUCAUGAGGUGGUUUUGGACUGUGGUUUCCAGUCUGACCCAGGAGGAAUUGGCCCGGCUACUUCAGUUCACAACAGGCUCCUCUCAGCUUCCGCCUGGAGGCUUUGCUGCCCUCUGUCCCUCAUUUCAGAUCAUCGCUGCUCCAACCCACAGCACUCUUCCCACAGCACACACAUGUUUUAACCAACUGUGCCUCCCUACAUAUGACUCAUAUGAAGAGGUGCACAGGAUGCUGCAGCUGGCCAUCAGUGAGGGUUGCGAGGGCUUUGGCAUGCUCUGACCACUCCUCUGUCACCUGCUUGGCUCCCACACUCUCUAGAACAUCUGGACACAUGUUAACAAGCGUAACCACUGACCUUAACACACAUAACCAUUAGCCAGAAGAUACUGCAUGCUCCCUCGUGUCUGGAGUAUUCUGUCGUCUGCAAGCAUUGUUCUUACCUCACCUCCUCUGUGUCCACAUUUACUACAGGCCUCUUGGGCACAUGGUACCUAUCUGAGCUCCACUCAGUCACGAGAAGAGGACCAUGCUGCUGUCAUUUCUUUUGGUCCUUUGAAGAUUUCUGUAGCUGGACCUGCCUCAGUGGCUGGGAGAGAUGGAUGACAUGGAGGACUCAAUUCUGUUGGAAAACUGGCAAGCUGAGAGACCCUUAAGCCAUGCCUUGUUCCAGCACCCUCUGCUCUUUGGAAAUACCCUCCUUGAUGUCACUACUGGUACAUGAUCCCUUCUCCUGGGCAACCCAUCACCUCUUCUCAUCAGUAGCCAGGAGAAGCACAGAUGGAAGGUGGCUCACAAAAGCCGUCUGAUUUGCUCUCCCAUGUAGUGGCUGCCAUAGACCAUUGUACUGAUGGGGACUGAUAGUACAAAAGGAUCUCUUUGUGGUGACAACUGGAAAAGACACUCCCUGAAGGCAUUUUUGAAGAUGAUCAUUAAUCUAUAAAGAAUGUGCUAAGCUUUCUCUUGAGUUUGAGCCAGUGAGGAAAGCAGUCAGAAGAAUGUGAAGGACGGCUGUGCUUCUCUCUGGGAAGGACCGUGUCCAGGCAUGUGGAUGGCUUGAAGACUACUGAUGCUCUUCUCUGAGCUUGUUGUUUCCACUGAAGGAUGACUUGGCCUGACCACCGACCUCCAACUUAUGCAGUCCAUUAAGAACUAUCUUUAGCAUUCUGGAGGAAUUUGGGAGCAAAGGACCGAAACAGUGAAUGUAGCUUGCCUGCUCCCUUUGGUGGUAGUCUCCUGGUAGCCCUGAGGCAGAACUGUCAUCACAGGUCCCGGGUCAGGCCAUUGGGGAUAGAUAUGGUGGAGAUUGAGCAGCAGUAAAUACCUAGCAAUUCCAGGUACUUGGCUUCAUCAGUUACCAGGAGGGAGGAAGCUAUAUUGGGUUCACCAUUAUGUGGUGAUUAAAGAGAACUUGACAGUCUCUUGGAAGGUGAUAGCAUCUCUUUUCGUUAGUGUUUGAGUGAAAAUGACAUUAAGGCUCAAGAUCACAUGGACUUCGAAGUUUCUGUCUUUAAAGAGGCUUUGCUAUAAGCCACCAUUUUUGAUGGGAUACUCAGAAUUUUACAAGCCAUCUUUAUUGCCAAAACCAGCAAGUAUGUGGAAUCCCGAGACAAGGUAGUUCUUAUGACAGUGCCUUGGCCUGGAAGCAUGUCUGAGCCCUCCUGUUUCCAGAGGAACAAGCCCUCCUGAGCUGCUAGAACUCCAGCCUGACCUCCUUCGCAGUCAUCGUUUGUCCUUUCUUGGCGUGGGUGCUGACCUCACUUAUCCUUGGGGUGUAAGACCUGGCACCAGGGCCUCUACACCCCAGGAUCCUCCAUGCCACAUGGUCACUGCUCUCCUCAGGGACCAGGACAAGGUGCUGCUGCUUGCCCACACUUUCCCAUGGAACAUGUACGAGAUAGUUUAGCCAUUACCCUGCUGCCUCUCAGGCCUCCAUUGGGGCUUCCAACUGGGGUACAUGGGCUGGCUUGGCUGUCUGGGGCAGUUUGUUCCUGUCCUGGAUUCUGCAGUCCUGGCUCCAGCACCCCUCUCAAGAUUACGUGGGGGUGAGGGGGGUCGAGUUUAUAUUCUUGGCUAGAUCUAUCCUUUUAAGCUCUAGUCAUAGCACUUUUUCAGAGUCUCCGAGGCACUGUUGCAGCCCAGCUGGGGCAGCUCUAUCCUAGGGUGGUCUUUAGGCACCAAAGUCUUUAACAAAAACCCCUUUAGUACUAUGUGAUUUUUCUAUUCCAGAUUACUCUCUCCUAACUAUUCAGAAGCAGUUUUGCUCUCUUUUGCAUUUUCUUUUACCUUUUUUGUCUAAUACUGCUUGGGCACUAGCCAGUCCAGUGGGGAAGACAUACAGAAUGUGGGAGAGAUAAAAGGAGAUGUUAUUUCCUGAGCAAUUUUCUAUUCAUAUCCCUUAUUUUGGCCAGUUCUUCUGUUAAUGCUUUGUGACAUAGGCACUUGGGAGGCCAGCUGCUCUCCUGGCUUUUGGCUUUUCAAUGUCCUUGAAGGAGACAAGUCAUGAAAUGAAAACCAAGAAGAGUGUCGGCGUGAUUUUAGAAACUUGGCAGAGACUGAGCUCUCUGCACAUUGUCAGGCAAGGUCUGGACGUCGGUAACUGGAGAUGUAAAUAGUUUGUACAGUAAAUAAAAUGCCUACAAGAAUCGAGA
This is a messenger RNA of Cricetulus griseus (Chinese hamster), 5494 nucleotides long. The record is from RefSeq and is a predicted model, not a curated record. Lineage: Eukaryota; Metazoa; Chordata; Mammalia; Rodentia; Cricetidae.